ACCCUCUACCGGCGAGACCGAGAGUUAGACCGGGCAGGCAGAUGAGUAGCAUUCGCUUUGAAAAACGGCGUAGUCAUUUUGUGCAUUUGAGAAGUCUGCGACAGUUUUGGAAAAGUUCAGACAAUGACAACGAGGUACGACAGGGCCAUCACGGUGUUUUCGCCGGAUGGGCAUUUGCUUCAAGUGGAAUAUGCUCAGGAAGCUGUUAGGAAGGGUUCUACAGCGGUUGGAGUGCGUGGCAACGACGUUGUCGUUCUAGGCGUUGAGAAGAAGUCCGUUGCAAAACUGCAGGAAGAACGAACUGUUCGUAAAAUAUGUCUUCUAGACGAACACGUCGUUAUGGCAUUUGCAGGGUUGACUGCGGAUGCGAGAGUCUUGAUAAAUCGUGCGCAAGUCCAAUGUCAAAGUCAUAGACUGACCGUGGAAGAUCCUGUUACUUUAGAGUAUAUAACCAGGUAUAUAGCAGGUUUAAAACAAAAAUAUACACAGAGUAAUGGUAGAAGACCUUUUGGAAUAUCGUGUCUUUUAGCUGGAUUCGAUUAUGAUGGAGUUCCACAUUUAUAUCAAACAGAACCUUCUGGUAUUUACUACGAAUGGAAGGCAAAUGCUACAGGUAGAAAUGCCAAAACAGUUCACGAAUUUCUACAAAAAUAUUACACACCGGAAGAGGUGGCAUCAGAGAAAGGUUCUAUAAAGCUAGCUAUUAGAGCAUUAUUAGAAGUAGUACAAUCCGGGCAAAAGAAUCUAGAAAUUGCUGUAAUGCGACGUGGCCAACCUUUACAGAUGUUGGAUUCUGAUACCAUUGAACAGUAUGUUACGGAAAUUGAAAAAGAAAAAGAAGCAGAAGCUGAAAAGAAGAAACAGAAAAAGUGAUGUCUCUAUACAGAGUUGCACUUUUACCAUUCUCUCAUUGUUUCGUAUAAAAUAAAUACACGGUGCAUAGCUGAAAAUUGGAACAAAAAUAUCAACAUUUUUUUUAUUUAUACUUCAUAGUCGUGUUCAUAAAAAUAUGUGUACAUUUACGUAUAUUUUUAAAUACAUGAUUUAAAAUUAAA
This is a messenger RNA of Nomia melanderi (Alkali bee), 1055 nucleotides long. RefSeq names its product proteasome alpha4 subunit (gene Prosalpha4). Gene Ontology annotation, cellular component: proteasome core complex, alpha-subunit complex; proteasome core complex. Lineage: Eukaryota; Metazoa; Arthropoda; Insecta; Hymenoptera; Halictidae. The record is from RefSeq and is a predicted model, not a curated record. Gene Ontology annotation, biological process: ubiquitin-dependent protein catabolic process.